AUAAUUUCUUGUAUACUCAACCUCAUUCAAUCAAACCACUAACAGUCAAAUAUUAUCGUAUGUUAUGUAUUAUUAGCCCACCACUUUUCGUCUCUACAAAUGAUGAAUAACAAUAACAGGAUUGAAUUAUUGAUCUAUUUAGCAAGUGGGAACGAGAAGCAAGCAUGCAUACAGAGGAAGCAGGUCACAGAAGCAAGCAGCAAUGUUGGGUUUAAAAUCAGUAACAGUGAUCAUGGUGAUGGUGGAGUUUUUGGAUGUGGGGUUGAACAAUUUGAGCAAAGCAGCUAUGAACAAAGGGAUGAGUGAUUUUGUCUUUGUUGUCUAUGCGAAUGCCCUCGCCUUCUUUGUCUUGCUUCCAUCUUCCUUCUUCUACAGGAGAAGAACUUAUCCACCUCUCUCAUGGUCCUUCAUCUGUAAACUGUUCCUUGUUAGCUGUAUGAGCUCUGGUGCGCAGCUGCUAAAGUUUAUUGGGAUAAACUAUAGCUCUCCAACUAUGGCCUCUGCAAUGAUUGAUCUCAUGCCAGCUUUUACCUUCAUUCUUGCUGUCAUCACUGGGAUGGAAAUUCUGGAUUUGAGAAUUACCAGUAGACAGGCCAAGUGCAUAGGCACAGUGGUCUCAAUCACAGGGGCACUCAUGCUGACCUUAUAUAAAGGCCUACCACUCAUAAGGGCUGAUGCAUCACAUAAUAAAUUAAUCAAUCUGCAGCUUCUUUUAUCCUCUCAAACGAACUGGUUCAUUGGAGGCAUUGUGCUUGCAUUUCAAAGCUUUUUGCUAGCAAUGACGCAUAUUGCAGAGACAUGGGUUAUUAGGGACGACCCUGCAGUGUUAAUGGUAACAACAAUUCGCAGCAUCUUUGUCACCAUCCAAUCUGUUGCAAUUUCUCAGAUUGCUGUCAAAGGACUAAAUGCAUGGAAACUAAAGCCUGAUAUUGAGUUCAUGGCUAUUGGGUAUAAUGUGAGGGAAGAUCUGUUUCAACAUUAUUGGCUUAAUUUUCUUUCGAUUUUCAACCAAAACUUUAUGUUCUGCUUAAUUGAUUACUAG
Messenger RNA from Prunus avium (sweet cherry), 1042 nucleotides. Lineage: Eukaryota; Viridiplantae; Streptophyta; Magnoliopsida; Rosales; Rosaceae. The record is from RefSeq and is a predicted model, not a curated record.